Messenger RNA from Rhinolophus ferrumequinum (greater horseshoe bat), 2124 nucleotides. RefSeq names its product TNF receptor superfamily member 25 (gene TNFRSF25). Gene Ontology annotation, cellular component: plasma membrane. The record is from RefSeq and is a predicted model, not a curated record. Gene Ontology annotation, molecular function: protein binding. The transcript has 10 exons. Bases 546 to 1865 code for a protein of 439 amino acids. Gene Ontology annotation, biological process: signal transduction. NCBI's taxonomy places the organism in Eukaryota, Metazoa, Chordata, Mammalia, Chiroptera, Rhinolophidae.
CACAGCCAUGACGUACACCAUUAGAGGCCCCCAGAGGUGCCUCAGAGUGCCCUUCCCUGGGCUGCGGUGUGAGCUUCUGCUAGGGUGGGUGAUGUGUCUCAGGCUGUACUGGCAAUGCUCCCUAGGACUCCCCUCCAGGGAGGGGGCCUCUGACACACACACACACACACACAAUCUGGGGAGGAUGGGUCUUCCACCUGACUCAGGCCCAGGGGCAGGGAAGUCACCUCAUCUCCAAGUGGUAGUCUCAGGGUUGGGGCUAGAACCCAGGCGUGGCACCCAGGAAGCAGCCCUGUCCUAUGAACACCUUGUUCCCCAAAGGCCGCCUCAGGUGAGCCCAGGUGCACUGGGGGGGCAGGCCAGCGGGCUGGGGGCUCCACUUCCAGACGCCUGCUGGCCCCGCCCUGACCUUUACCCCUGAGGCGGGCUUACCGGUGGCGCGGGGUGGGGCGCACAGGAACUGUGGCGGGCAGAGCGGGCUGAGCGGGGAAGCCCCCAGCCGUGCACGCCUGUCCUGUCGGAGGGCCCAGAGCGGCGCCAGGGCCAUGGAGCAUUGGCCCCGGGGCUGCAUGGUGGUGGCUGCGGCUCUCCUCCUCGUUCUGCUGGGCACCCAGGGCCAGUGCAGCACUCCCCGCCCCACGUGUGACUGUGCCCACAACUCAGAGAACAGGAACGCUCUGUCCUGUUGCAGAGGCUGUCCAGCAGGGCACUAUAUGACGGCCCCCUGCACAAAGCCUUGUGGCAACAUCACCUGCCUUCCGUGCCCCCAGGGCACAUUCCUGGCCAGGGAGAACCACCAUGAGACCAGCUGUACCCGCUGCCAGGCCUGCGAUGAGCAGGCCUCCCAGGUAGCCCUGAAGAACUGCUCAGCAGAGGCAGACACUCGCUGCGGCUGCAGGCCAGACUGGUUUGUGGAGUGCUUGGUCACACACUGCAUUGGCGGCUCACCCUUCCGCUGCCACCCAUGUCUAGACUGUGGGACCCUGCACCGCCACACAUGGGUGCCCUGUUCCAGCAGAGACACCGACUGUGGGACCUGUCUGCCUGGCUUCUUCGAAUAUGGCAACAGUUGUGUGUCCUGCCCCAUGCCCUCAUCCCCCACCCCAAUCCCUCCCCUUGCAGGAGCACCUUCUGGAGCUGUCCUGAGCCCUGUGCGGCAGUCUGUGGCUGGAGGCAGAGUAGGUGUGUUCUGGGUCCAGGUGCUUCUGGCAGGCCUGGUAGUCCCACUCCUGCUUGGUGCCACCCUGACCUACAUAUACCGCCGCUGCCAGCCCCGCAAGCCCAUGGUUCUCGCAGAUGAAACUGGGACGGAGGCCCUGGCCCCGCUGCAGGCCACCCACCUCCCACCCCCAAAUGUUGCCCACACCCUUUUGGAGCCACCCAGCAGCAGUGAGAAGGUCUGCACCGUCCAGUUGGUAGGCAAUAGCUGGACCUCUGGUUCCCCUCAGAUUCAGGAAGUGCCCUGCCAGGAGGUGCCAUGGUCCUGGGACCAGCUGCCCAGCAGAGCUCUUGGCCUGCCACAGCCGCUGCCGCCGCCUCCGCCUCCGCCUCCCGCGCCUUCCUCAGUGCUCCCUACGGGCUCGGCAGCCGCCACGCUCCAGCCGGGUCCGCAGCUCUACGACGUGAUGGAUGCGGUGCCCGCGCGGCGCUGGAAAGAGUUCGUGCGCACGCUGGGGCUGCGCGAGGCCGAGAUCGAGGCCGUGGAGGUGGAGGUCGGCCGCUUCCGCGACCAGCAGUACGAGAUGCUCAAGCGCUGGCGCCAGCAGCAGCCCGCGGGCUUGAGCGCUAUCUACGCGGCCCUGGAGCGCAUGGGGCUGGACGGCUGUGCUGAGGACCUGCGCAGCCGCCUUCAGCGCAGCCCGUGACACGGGGCCCAUCCGCCAACUGGAGGCUCUGGUGGCCCUUACAGAAGCCCUAAGUACCGUUACUUAUGCGUGUAGACAUUUUAUGUCACUUAUUAAGCCUCUGGGACGGCCCUGCUUAGAGGCGCCAGCCGGCCUCACGCCUGCGCACCCCGUGUUCGGGUUAAGGCAAAGCAUCAAUAAACAUCAGGAGGGCGUCACGAGAUUGCUCGGCUGUUUCUCAGCCAGAGUUUGGUGGAGGCCUUGGUAUUAAAUUUACGAG